GCCGCGAUUAUGGAAACGCCACAGUGAAGCUUUAAUGCAUUAAUCAAACACAAAGUGCAGCGAGUACUUCAUUGUAGAUCCCAGAGCAUGCAAGAUGAGGGCCGCGGGUGGAGCGGCGCGCGCGCGCACCUGCACGUGCUGCUCUGCCUGGCGGGGUACCCGGCGGUCAACGGGCUGCCCAAGGCGUCGCUGACGGGCGGCGCGCUGGGCGGGGCCGCGCUGCACGCCGCCGCCACGCUGCUGGCCGCGCCGCUGCUCUACCUCGAGCUGCUCGUGGCCCAGUACACCUCCCGCGACUGCAUCGACGUGUGGAAGGUGCGCCCCUGCCUCUCGCACAUCGGCUACAUCAUGUUGGUCUGGCAGAUCUACGUGCUCGUGUUCAACCACGUGGUCACCGCCUUCUGUGUCCACUACCUGUGGGUGAGCUUCGAGCGGCCGGUGCCGUUCUACUCGUGCGGCCCGUGGGCCGACGCGUCGUGCAACGUGCUCGAGACCAACUACACCGUGUUCGAGGACUGCGUGAAGCACGCGCGCAACGCGACGCACUGCGCCGCGCUGCCGGCCAGCUUCCGCGAGCAACAGUACUGGGACCACUUCACGCUGAGCUCCAGCUCCAUAGUGUUGUGGCGAGUGGUCCUACCCUCAGCGAGCAUCUGCCUCUUCGUCUACCUCGCCAGCUUCAGACGAGAAAAAAGUCUGGAAUACGUCGCAAAAUUCUUGGUCGUGUAUCCCCUGGCAUCGUAUUCGAUACUAUUCAUCGGCUCCAUGAUGCAAAGAGGAGUAGUGCAAAACUUUAGCGAGGCCGCCGAUUUGAACUUGAAGCUGUUCUCGGAGACUGUGAAUGUGCCGUUGUAUGUGGAGCAAGUGAUUUACUUGUUCUUCAUCGGCACGGGCAUCAACUUCAACCUGGCGUCGCGCUGCGGGUUCCGGCUGGGGGUGCCGGGGCGCGCGGCCGGGGUGCUGCUGCUGACGCUGCUGCUGGAGGCGCUGGCCACCGCGAGCCUCGCGCUCAUGAUGUGUCCCUUCAUGCAGGCCACCAGCGCGCGCCUGGCCCGCGCCGCCGCCGCCUCCGCGCCCGUCGCCAACAUAUUCACGCUCAUGCCGCUGUUGCUGCACUCCUUCCGCUACACGCACUACUGGCUCGUGCUCCUCUACUCCUCGCUCUCCGUCGUCGGCCUGCGCGUGUCCGUCGUCCUGUUCUACUCCAUCGUCAAUGUGCUCGAAAUUAGAAUCAGAGUUAUCGCCAAAUAUCCCGGCAUUUCCAGUCUGCUAUUCUCCAUUCUUAUGUUUCUAUUGACGUUACCUUUUCUGAGUACGUGCGGGCUCAACCUCUUGUCUAUGACGUUCCAGCGGUACUUCCGUCUGAGCACGGCGUUCAUGAGCGUGCUGGAGGUGGGCGUGUUCGUGGUGUGGCGCGGCAUGGGGAGGUUCGCGGAGGACGUGCACUUCAUGCAGGGCGCGGCGGCGGGCGCGGCGGCGCGGGCGGGGUGGCUGGUCUGCGGCGCGGCCAUGCUCUACGUGUUCAUUGAGGAGCUGCGGUCGCAGACGGCGGUGGAGUCAAUGGACGAUCUGAUUGGCUGCCUGCUGCUGGGGGCGACGGCCGGUUGGCUGGUGCUGGGGGUGGCGUGCAAGCUGCUGGUCGCUGGUUGGCGCGGCUCGUGGCGGUCCGCGCUGGCGCUGGAUGGGGGUUGGGGCCCGCGGGACGCGCUGCUGCGCCGCAGUCGCGCCAUGUUCACUACGCAGGCCAUGACCAAGGAGUUCCUGUACCGCCAGUACCGCCUGCACGCCGCCGCGAGCCGCCGCCAGCGCCGCAGCAACGUGCGCCGCCCGCAAGAUAACAACGAUGGACUCACCGACUGAUGUGGAAUUAAAUUACUCACCUAUGUGUAAAAUAUAAUUCUGAAAUCAGAAUUAAAAUCAUGUUUAUUAAUAUACGAAAGGCUAUCGCAUAAA
Messenger RNA from Plutella xylostella (diamondback moth), 1953 nucleotides. Its product is annotated as sodium-dependent nutrient amino acid transporter 1. Gene Ontology annotation, molecular function: amino acid:sodium symporter activity. Gene Ontology annotation, cellular component: plasma membrane. Gene Ontology annotation, biological process: sodium ion transmembrane transport; amino acid import across plasma membrane; nitrogen compound transport. The record is from RefSeq and is a predicted model, not a curated record. NCBI's taxonomy places the organism in Eukaryota, Metazoa, Arthropoda, Insecta, Lepidoptera, Plutellidae.